AAAGUCUCACUAGGUAACAGAAAGGUGAUCAUUCUCUCUUCAGGCUCUCAGGUCUGUUGCAGCCAUGCUGGUCUUUUCUUUUGUGGCUCUGCUGCUGGUCUCCUCUUCCUGGGCCGAGGAAGAGGUUUCUACCCUUGAGGAGCUCUCUGUCAGUCAGCUGUUGGAGAGAGCCAACAGAAACCGCAACCCUGGUCCUGAUGAGCCCACCCUGAUUGGAGGAGAUAUUGCCAUCAAGUCUGAAGCCGACAGAAACGCUGACCCCUGCACAGCAAGAGGCUGCCUGUGGCUGAAGUACACUGAUGGGAAGGUCUACAUCCCCUACUACAUCGCCAAUCACUACUCUUCCAGAGAGAGGUCCAUCAUCACUCGUGGACUCGAGUCCUUCUCUUCAGUUUCCUGCAUUCGCUUCAGACCCUACCAGAGCGGAGAUCACGAGUGGCUGAGCAUCGAGUCCAGGGAUGGCUGCUGGUCCUACGUGGGCCGUCAGGGAGGAGGUCAGACCGUGUCUCUGGCCCGUAGUGGAUGUCUUUACCAUGGCACCGUCCAGCAUGAGCUGCUGCACGCCCUCGGCUUCAACCACGAGCAGACCCGCUCUGACAGGGACAACCACAUCAUGGUGUACUGGGACAACAUCAUCGAUGGCAUGGAGUACAACUUCUACAAGAUCGACACUCUGAACCAGGGAACUGCUUAUGACUACAACUCUGUCAUGCAAUACGAGAAGUACGCUUUCUCCAAGAACAACCUCCCCACCAUGGUGCCCAUUCCUAACAACAACGUGGCAUUCGGCACCGCCACCCAGAUGAGCCAGAAUGACAUCGUCAGGCUGAACAGGCUGUACCAGUGCUAAACCACACAUGACCUUUGACCUGAUGGCAUCUGUGCGUGCUGAUGGUUGAAACAGGGUGGACAUCACUUUGUAUGGGCCUUUCAGAAUAAACCUGAAAACGUC
Messenger RNA from Cheilinus undulatus (humphead wrasse), 952 nucleotides. RefSeq names its product low choriolytic enzyme-like. The transcript has 10 exons. The record is from RefSeq and is a predicted model, not a curated record. Bases 65 to 850 code for a protein of 261 amino acids. Gene Ontology annotation, biological process: proteolysis. Lineage: Eukaryota; Metazoa; Chordata; Actinopteri; Labriformes; Labridae. Gene Ontology annotation, molecular function: metalloendopeptidase activity; zinc ion binding.